Dendronephthya gigantea is the source of this 1056-nucleotide messenger RNA. RefSeq lists its product as uncharacterized. The coding region runs from base 1 to 1056 and encodes 351 amino acids. The record is from RefSeq and is a predicted model, not a curated record. NCBI's taxonomy places the organism in Eukaryota, Metazoa, Cnidaria, Anthozoa, Malacalcyonacea, Nephtheidae. The transcript has a single exon. Gene Ontology annotation, biological process: DNA integration. Gene Ontology annotation, molecular function: nucleic acid binding.
AUGAGCAGCAACAUUAAGGAACAAAUCUCCAAAUGUGACAUGUGUGCAUCUUUCAAGCCACAGCAACAAAGGGAGCCGUUGAUCAGUCACCAGGUCCCAGACCGUCCGUGGGCAAAGAUUGCAAUAGAUUUAUUCCAGUACCAGAAUAAAGAUUACCUAGUUACGGUAGACUAUUAUUCAAAUUUCUUCGAGAUACAUCGUGUAUACAGCUCAACCUCGUCCACUAUUAUCAAGAAAGUAAAAAGCCACAUUGCCCGGUAUGGCAUACCCGAGGAGCUGGUUUCAGACAACGGCCCGCAGUUCAUCUCGCAAGAAUUCCAGUCGUUCGCUAAGGACUAUGGUUUUCGUCAUACCCAAACGAGCCCGCACCAUCAUCAGUCCAAUGGUAAAGUGGAAGCUGCCGUCAAGCAAGCAAAGAAAGCUGUGCGAGUAGCCCAGACGAGCAACGGUGAUUUCUACCUGGCGCUUCUCAGCAUUCGCAACACCCCGCAGGAAGGAAUGGCAUCAAGUCCUGCUCAAAGAUUGAUGAGUAGGCGAACGAAAACGACCCUGCCGUCAAUGACAAACUUGCUGGAACCCAGAGUGAUCACAGGCGUUCAAAACCGAAUUCAAACACAACAGAAACGGCAGCAAAGGUACUACAAUAAAGGAACGCGGAUGUUAGAGCCACUGCGAGAAGGCGACACAGUCAAAAUGCAGCCUGUUCAACUUGGUCAGAAGAAAUGGGCCACCGGAAAAGUCGUAAAAAACGUUGGUAUUUGUUCCUACAAAGUAGUUGCAGACAGCACUACUUACAUCCGAAACCGCAAAUAUUUGAGGAAAGUCGGAGUUGAAGAUUCUGCACAGGAUGAACCGUUGACUGCACCAAACGAAGAGCAUGAGCAAGCCGCCAUUGAACCAGAGCAACAUCACGAGGAAACAGUCGAGACACAAACUCCGACGAUUGACCAAAUUCCAGACGCCGCAACGGAUGUGACAUCACAGGCACUCACAACCAGAAGAAGCCGAAGAGUCAUCACAAGACCCAAGAGAUUGAAUGACUAUGUUAUUUAUUAA